Bicyclus anynana (squinting bush brown) is the source of this 14236-nucleotide messenger RNA. RefSeq names its product autophagy-related protein 9A (gene Atg9). The record is from RefSeq and is a predicted model, not a curated record. The transcript is spliced from 15 exons. The coding region runs from base 325 to 2592 and encodes 755 amino acids. Lineage: Eukaryota; Metazoa; Arthropoda; Insecta; Lepidoptera; Nymphalidae. Gene Ontology annotation, cellular component: autophagosome; phagophore assembly site. Gene Ontology annotation, biological process: autophagy of mitochondrion; protein localization to phagophore assembly site.
GUUAUUAAAAAUUCUAUUGAAGCAGAGCAAGUUAGACACAUACAUUUUUUUAAUUUUACAAUAAGUAUCCCUAACCUUGAUCCAAAUAUACAUUAUUAAACACAAAGCAACGCGCUAUAUCUCAUGUAUUACAAAUUAUUCCAAUAAUAAUAUUACAUUUCGUCGCAUUGUAAAUCCUUUGUAUGAAUUUACAUCAAAGUUUUUUUACGUUUCUGGGCCAAAGUCAAGAAUGUGUAGACAAGGGAAUCUGAAGUAGUCUCUAUAUAGAAUUUUAAGACGUAGAAGACGAGCAGCGAUAGUAAGUGAUACAGUUAGAGUGUGAAAAUGACCCACUUCAGGCGUGAUAUUACGUACAGUGCUCUGGAUAACGAGUUGACACCACCACUCGCGAGUUCUGCUGAAAACACCAGCCCCCCGACACUGAUUACCCUCGACCAGGAGCCAGACGAUACGACCAACGUUAUCAUACACAAAGUACCUCAAACUAAAGGAGGAUGGACACACAUAAAAGAUCUGGACUCAUUUUUUACAAGAAUGUACAGAUAUUAUGUGAGAGGUGGCUUCUAUCCCAUGAUUAUGUCAGAUUUGUUUUACUUAAUACAGUUUGUGUUCAUUGUGUGGUUUUCAACAUUUUUAAUACACUGUGUGAAUUAUCCAAGACUAUUUAGGAAUGACCCUAAAGCAAAUAGAAGUGAAAAAUUGACUUUAAGUGAUGUAAUUUUUCCUACAUCUCAAUGUGUGAGCUACAUAUCAUGGACUUGGUGGUGCCUCAUCACACUCUGCUCCAUCAUUUGGUUAAUGAGAUUGGCCAUAUCAAUUUAUCAUUUAUUUUAUGCAUAUGACACAAAAUUAUUUUAUAAUAAUGCUUUAAAAAUUAAAGAGAAUGAUUUAGUAUGGAUCAAUUGGUCGACAGUACAGGAAAGAGUGCGGGAAGCCCAGGCAGAACACCACAUGUGCGUCCACAAGCAGGAAAUCAAUGAACUAGAUAUUUACCACAGGAUACUCAGAUUUAACAACUAUAUGGUGGCAAUGGUCAACAAGAAUUUACUUCCUCUGCAAAUUCAAGUGCCCUUCGUAGGUGAUUUCCAUUAUCUAUCGAGAGGAUUAAAAUGGAAUUUGGAGUUUCUGUUGUUUUAUAGCCCAUGGAGUCCUUGGGAGAACUGCUGGCAGCUUCGCACGGCGUAUAAAGAUCACUCCAAGCGAAUGAUGCUCGCUAAACAGCUUGAAAGACAAAUCGUACUACUCGCUUUGAUCAACCUAUUCCUCGCACCUCUCAUCCAGGCGUGGCAGAUACUCUAUUUCUUCUUUAACUAUGCAGAGCUAAUAAAACGUUCGCCCGGAUCGCUCGGACUUCGCACGUGGUCGUUAUACGCGCGCGUGACAUUGCGGCACUUCAAUGAGUUGGAACACGAGCUGCGGGACCGACUCAACCGUGCCCACAAGCCUGCCACUAAGUACCUAGGCAGCUUCAGUUCACCAAUCACCACUGUCAUUGCCAAAAACAUAGUGUUCCUAACAGCGAGCGUAUUAGCCGUGUUCGUGUUGCUGACGGUGUACGACGAGGAAGUGCUGACUGUGGAGCACGUGCUCACUAUCAUCACCAUAUUGGGCUGUGUUCUGGCUGCGGCAAGAGCUCUGAUUGGUGAGGAGGAGAGACUGGGCGGCGCGUGCACGGGCCCGGCGCGAGGCGAGGAGUUCCUCGUGCAGGUGUUGGGCCACGUCCACUACUUGCCGGCGGCGUGGCGCGGUCGCGCGCACACCAAGGACGUGGCCGCGCACUUUCAGCAGCUGUUCCAGUUCAGAGCGAUAUACAUUUUGUACGAGCUACUGAGUCCGCUGCUGUGUCCUUUAGUGCUGCUCUCCAUACGCACACGCGCCCUUGAUAUCGUUGACUUCUACCGAAACUUUACUGUCACCGUUCUCGGCAUAGGGGAUGUAUGCUCUUUCGCUCAGCUUGAUAUACGACGACACGGUCACCCUGAUUGGCAGGCACCUGGAAAAUCUGGAGAUAAAGGCUCUAACACCCAGUACAACCAAGGGGAAGGAGGUAAAACGGAGUUGUCUCUGGUCGCGUUCUCGUGCCGACACCCCGGCUGGACCCCCGCGGAGCCCACACAGCGCCAGUUCCUGCGGUCGCUGCGCCAGAGCAUGCAUCACGCUCUACCUAACCAGAACGGACUGAACAAAACAAUGCUUGGCUCGUACAUUCAGCAGAGUAUAUUUGGCACCAAUACACCUCUACCAGCUGUUCUCUCUUACUACCAGCAACAACGUCAGCAUUAUAGACUUCCGGAAAUGGACGAGAUAAGCGACGAGGAAGAAGGCGAGACGUCAAGGGGUCCUGUGGGGUUGGCGGGCACUAGCAGUGCGUUAGGGCCCAGUGCCCUCGGGCUGGGCCCGCCGCCCGAAAUGCCCGAAGUGCCCGAUGAGACGCGCGAUAUGUCAGUCAGCACUCUGCAUCUGUAUGACCUGCAUCUGUCACAGGCGGUCCAGAACGUGUCAGCAUGCUGCACCAACAACUGCAGCGAACGGAACCGCGGCGAGAGCCGAUGGGAGAGCGGCGAGAACACCCCCUUGCUUCACCGCCCAUAACAGUGGCUGGCCGCGCCCAGAUCCGGUCCCCAGUGGGUGUAGCUCAUACUUACUGUCUUUCCCCCCUAUAUAGACUUCUGAAUCCCCCCUAUUCUUAAACAACUGGUGACCCGUUCUACUUUCGGCCGGGUGCAAUUUUUUGUAUCAAAAAUUUGAAUAAAUUUAAAUUCGACUGCUUUACAGGAAAUGAAAAUUUAUUAUCAUAUAUAAUUCCCUUUGGGAAAAAUCUAAUUACGCUUCAUACAAUUAUAAUUCCCAUUGGGAAAAAUUUUAUUACGCUUCAUACAAUUAUGUUAAAAUCAGUCAAAUCGUCAAAAAAUAGAUGAAAAUGAGAAAAUAGAAAUUCUUCUUCAGCAGUCGGAUAAAAAGAGUUGUUGUCUGCCUUUUUAUGUUUGUCUGUAAGUAAAUAUUUAGCUAAAAUUAAUUUUCAUUCUAAUUUGACGAGUCGAUUCUUCGAUGAAACUGUUUUCCUUAAUUUUUAAAUUGUUUGACUAGUCGUUUUUUCGAUAAAUUGGUUUAACUUCUAUAACUAUAAAUAUAUAUUCUUUUUACUUAGCAAAUCAAUACAAUCACACUUUGGACGUGUAUAUUGUUUAUGAAUGAAAAAAAAAUCAUUAGAUUUUAAUUUUUUGACAUGCACUUAAAUAUUUUAUAAAUAUUUGCUAAAAUUAUUUUUAAUUCGAAUUCUUUGACAAGUCGAUUUUUCGAUGGAACGGUUUUUCUUUUAACUUCAUUUUUAAAUUAUAUAUACCUAGCACCUCAAAAAGUCACACAUUGAGCUUGAAUAUUGGUUAUUAAUAAAAUCAACUUACUUAAAGCAACAAUAAUCAAAAAAAUACCUAAUUCGUUUAUCCAUAUUUAUAUUACUGAAUGUACUUAUGAAGUGGUAAGAUAAAAGGGCAGACAGCGAAGUAUAUUUUAUACUGUUAGAUUUGAAAAACCAUCUGUAAACUUAAUAUAACUCAAACGUGAUUUGUCCUAGUCGUACCAAUUUCAAAUUGAUAUUGCUCUAUAGAUUAAUUAUUUAAAACCAACGCAACAUAUACUCCUAAAUUGUGCUUUUGUCGUGUCUGUGAAUAAGUGCAAGAUGCCAUUUUACAGUGUGUCUCGUUUUGCGCUUAUUUAAAGAAAAACAACAUGUGUUUGUGACUGUGUGUGCCAGGUUCAACGAAUACAUACAAGAAUACUAAUACACAUACAUACACAAAAUAAUUCUUUGACGAGUCGAUUUUUCGAUGAAAUGGUUUCACUUUCAUAGAUGAAAUUAUUUUUACCUAGCACUUGCACACAUUGAACUUUUAUAUUGUUUAUGAAUUAAUUAUAAAUCAAUUGUUUUUAUAUUGACAAAUCGGUUUUUCGAUGAAAAGGAUUUCUACCAUCAUAAUUAUGAAAAUUAUUUUUACCUAGCGCCUCAACGUUGACCUUGUGUAUUUUAUAUGAAUAAACGGAAGAUAUCCGAACCGAUGAUAGAGUCACUACUCACUAACAGACUUGGCUUUUCAAAAGUGCUUGAACAAAAGCCUACAUAAAAUAAAUAAAUUUGAAUUUCGUGCAAUCCUACUAAUAUUAUAAACGCGAAAGUUUGUGUGAAUGUUUGUUAUUCUUUAACGCCGCAAUAACUUUGGUUCAAAUUUAAACAAAACGAUUUGGUUAAAAUUUAAUACGAAGAUUGGAUAAUAGCCUAGAUUAACAAAUAGGCUACUUUUUAUCCCGAAAAAACCCGAGGGAUUUGUGAAAAACUGAAUCGCACGCGGACGAAGUCGCGGACGUCCACUAGUAUCACUUAUUUUACUUCAUUGAUACUAUAAAAUUCAAAUUAAAAUUUCAAUUAGCCUUAGUUUACAAGCACUUUUGAAAAGUCAAGUUAUGUCAUAAUUAAAAUUAAUGUAAUGGUGGUAGUAAUAGUCGAAAACUUAAAAUUAAAGUUACGAGGAUUCCAAAGUGCCUUGGUCCGAGAAGAGCCCACAACAAGCUCAGCCAAUAUAUAAUCACAUUGAGUGUUGAGGUCCCAUGUAAAAUUUUUGUGCCAAAAAGCUUGUUGCUUUUAUAUUAUUAGACCUGCCUCAUACACUCGUUUUCCGUAUUCGUUUUUCUAAUGCGUUAUUUCGAUUUAAAAUUCCGUAAGACCACCGCGGAUUUUACGUUUUUUCUCAUUCGGAAUGUAUACAGGGUGCUCGGGAGUGUUUCCCAUAAUUCUAGGGUUAUAUUCUUUAAGGGAAAUUAAUUAAAAAUGUCUAACGAACAUGAAUAUUUUCGGAGUAAAAAAUAUUCCUUUUGUAAACAGAUCUUAAAUUGUGUCCCUUAUAUCGCAUCCUUAUAUUAUGACCUAGCCAAACUUCAUCAUCAUCAUCAUCAUUUUCAGCCGAUGGACGUCCACUGCUGGACAUAGGCCUCUUGCAUGGACCUCCAAGCAUAACGAUCUCGAGCCGCCAGCAUCCAGCGGUUUCCUGCAAUCCGCUUGAUGUCCUCGGUCCAUCUAGUGGGGGGUCGACCAACACUGCGCUUUCCGGUGCGGGGUCGCCAUUCUAACACCUUGGGACCCCAACGUCCAUCGGCUCUUCGAACUAUGUGGCCUGCCCAUUGCCAUUCAGCUUCGCGACUCGCUGAGCCACGUCGGUGACUUUGGUUCGUCUGCGGAUCUCCUCAUUUUUGAUUCGAUCACGCAGAGAAACUCCAAGCAUAGAUCGCUCCAUCGCCCGCUGAGUGAUUUUAAGCCUUCUAAUGAGGCCCAUAGUUAGCGACCAAGUUUCGGAUCCGUAUGUCAUCACUGGCAACACGCACUGUUCGAAGACUUUCGUCUUCAGGCACUGAGGAAUUUCGGACGACAUCUUUUCGUCCGAAAUUCCUUUUCCGGAGUUUCCCGCACGCUGCCCAGCCGAGCUGGAUUCGGCGAUUCACCUCUUUCUCGAAAUUGGACCUACCUAACUGGACUGUGUGUCCUAGGUAUAUAUACUCGUCUACAAUUUCGAGCGCAGAGUCCUCAACAAUAACUGGGUGGAGCGUUACUUGAGCAUUAGACAUGAUCUUCGUCUUGCUCAUGUUCAUUUUUUUUUGAUAAAUAUUAUGAAGUAGCUUACUAGUGAAGUGCGGAGUGCCAGUUGCAACAUCUCGUCGAUAUCGACAGUUUUACUACUACGGUUACGUAUUUUAAAAUGCAAGGAUAGAUAAAGGCGUGUAUUACAUGGAUAAACGAAAUUAUUUUAAUUACUUUGUAUGAAAAUAAAUAAAAAAAAUUUUAGUUAAAUAAAAAUUAGCUAUGCUGUUCGGCUCCUAUAUUCAACACCUUGAAGUUAAGAGAAAUAGUCCCGAGCACCCUGUAUAGUCGCACGGGCGCGCAUUAGUUACGUAACGCGCGAAAUUUUGUUCCUUUCGGAGAAAAACGUACGUUAAUGUAUUUCAUAUUGAUGCCAUGCAUUCGGUUUUCCGAACACGGAAAACGGAAUCGGAAAAAAACGCGUGUAUGCGGUCGGCCUUAUAUACUCAAAGGCACAAUUAUUCGCCUAUUUCCAUAUUCUCGCGUCAUAUUAAAGUGGAUAAUUGUGCCUCUGAAUAUAUAUAAAAAAUACUAAAUGCGUAAUAAAAAAAUAGCAAUAUUCUGGAUGAGGCGUAAAUGGAAUGUAAUAGCAAUAAAUAUCAAACAAAAUCUAUGUUUAACUAUCAGUGCAAUAUUAACAUAAUAUUACAAAUAAAUCAUCUCAUUUACCGAUUGUGAUGCAAUAUUUCUGUGCAAUAGACAGCGUAUGUAUUUAUGUUUGUGCGUUUUUUGCAAAUUGUUAAUUGACGAUUCUUGUAUUUUUUUGUCAUUUUUAUAUUUGGAAUUGAAAUGAAAAGGCUUUUGAUUACAUUAAUUGUGUUUAAUAUGUUUUUUUUAUUUCAAUACAUUUCAUUUCCGGUGUUAGAAAGGUUUUUUUUUACAACAUAGAUUAAAACGCACAAAUGUUAACGCCAUUCAAUAAUAUACUGUACUUUUAAAAGAUUAACAACUGAUGUCUAGUUUCAGUACUUAGCAUAUACUUAUAUGGAAUGAAUAUUUUUAGAUUAAAAAAAAAAAGCAAUUCUGUAUACCUUCCUACUAUAUUUUGCGAAUGCUAUAAUAGGUUAAUCGUAAAUCUUUUGUCAUAUCAUUUAUAUUAUAAUAAUUAUUACGAGUCUUAUAUUUAAACGUUUUCUUCUACAUGUUAAUCAAUUUGAAUAUUUAGUCAAUACGUAUAUAUACGAGUAUGUCUGAGAUUUCAGAAUAACUGUGUUCUCAAGUGCUUAUAAAUGUUUUACACUACACUAGUAAAUAAAUAAAUUAUCUUUGACCUUGAACUAUGUAUUCGAUGUUCAUAGACAACUAGCAAACGCCCGCGAUUUCGUCCGUGUGAAACCCUACCCCUACUCUAAGUAUCCUAUGUCCGUCUCCUGGUUCUAAGCUACCUCUCCGCCAAUUUUCAGCCAAAUCGGUCCAGCCGUUCUUGAGGUAUAAAAAGUGAAACUAACACCUUCUUUUAUAUACAUAGUAAUGUAAACUGUCACUUGAGAAUACAAGUGUGGAUGCUUCCAAUGUAUUGUGUACACUUGUGACUGUAUUGAUUGGCAAGUUGUAAUUUAUCACACGUUCAUUGCUAUUAAAAUAUUAUUGUAAUAAUCAUGUAGACAAUAACUUUUUAGUAUUGUUUUACAAAUGCUAUAUUAUCGUUUAGAAGAUAUUUUACACUUAUUAAAAAAAAUACUGCGUAUAAAGUUUCUCGUCGAAGCCUAGUUUUACAUUACAUUAAGACGUGGAGCGAUUGCGUGAAUAUAGUUGUGUGUGAUCAACGUGUUUUUAGUCUAAAACUUUAAAGGCCAAUAUUCAACGCACACUGAAAUUAUAUGAAAAAAAAAUUGCUUAUUACUAUGAGUAUUCAUGUCUUAUAAGGGAAUCAAUAGAAAAUAUCGCUGUUUUUCGUCCUAUCGCGAUGCGAUUUGUUAAACAAACUUAACAAUUAUCUCGUAAGGUGCAUUAUAAGCCUACGGUAUGCCUAGCAUGCGUCAAUGUCAUAUCUCGUGAAGGGAAAAUACAUUAUCGACCAACAUUCGAACAUAUCGACAAAAUACAUUAGCGACAGAGUUGAAAUAUCGCUCUCCUUUUCGUCUCAACGCAAUGAAAUAUCGCUGUCCCUUUCGUCCCAACGCAAUGAAAUAUCACGCUCCCUUUCGUCCCAACGCAAUGAAAUAUCACUCUCACUUGCGUCCGAACGCCAUGAAAUAUCGUUCUUCCUUUCGUCCUAACGCACGUGUCAAGGGUUAAGCAAUAAACGACCAUGGGUAUUAGAUACGACUCAUUUGAUAAAUUAUCCUCUAGUUUCAAAGCAGAAUCUGAUCUAUGAUCUAUAGAAGGAAAUACACUUGAGAAGAAGAAGAAUUUUGUAAUAAUUCAAACACUUGUGUGCCACGAGAUAGCGAUAUAGGUUCUACGUAUAAAUAUCGCUCUCUUUUUCAUCCCAUUGCGAUAUUUAUGCUCUUUCGUUGCGUCGUGUAGAGCUACUAAUAUAAUUAUGUAGAGAAAUCUAUCAGAAUACUUUUUUCACCUUCAACAAAAUAUUUUGUCUACUUUUCAAUCGAAUAAUAUUAAUGUUGAAUACCGUUUAGUAGCAUACAUUUUUUUACAACAGAAAUAGAAUUUGAAACAAACGUUGACCUUUAAACAAAUGGGUAUCAUCCAUGAUAAUUAAAAUCCGGUUUUACUAUUGAUACAGUUUUCAAACUUUUAUUGCUUCUUAAAAAUAAAUUCACGUUAACGAAAUGCAAAAGUUGAAAUAUCAAUCCAUAAAAUAUGGCUUGGAGACACACAUCUGUAUAAAUUAUUGUCGCAAUAAAUGGUGAGAUUCAAUUUUUUUUUAAUAAAGACACUACUUUGACGUUAUAUGACAGUGCUUAUUAUUUAGCCGCUUCUGAGAAUAUAAUAAAAAUAUAUUACAUUUGUUUUAAUCUGAUUUUAAAAGCGAAUUAAUAAAUAUAUAGUAUAUAAUACUUCAAUGAUGUUCACUGGCCUUAGGUCACUAAUCUUCAAACCCGAUCUUUUUCAUUUUCUAAUUAAAUCACAACUGCUGAUUUGACAAAAAAAUAUGUCAAUUUCCUUUGUUGGGAAUAAAAUUAUACAAAUGCUUAAAGUUUUCGACAUGUAUGCUCGACAUUUAUUAAAUAUAAUAUUUUUAACAAGGAGUUGUGGGUACAUUUGACAUUUUUGUAAUCUGUGAUAUCAAAUGAACAUCUACCUAAUGAUUUUUCAUUGUCAUUUGUCUAAAGUCCCACUCGAGUAUUAAAAAUAUGCAAGUACAUGUAUUAGUUUACCGUUUAAAAUAUAAAAUAUUUUUUACAGUGUAAUAAAAAUAUUGACGGCUCUAUAUAAUAUUAUAUUGUAUUGACUAUAUUAUAGGAUAAGCAGCCAUUACAUUUAAAAAAAAAUUGUAAAAUUUAAAUGAAAAUUAAAAAAAAUAUAACGUAAAAUAUUUUAUAAUUCUUCCCACGAUUUAUAUACAUCUAAUUUAUCACAAGAUCUCCUUGUUAAUAAGAUAUUUAGGAGGUCAAGCUAUAUUCAUAUUUAAUUUCAUAUUGGACAUUUAAAGAUAAAUUGAACUUUAGCCUGAUAAUUAUUUAUUAAUUAAGUAUGUAUUUUAUAUAAAUCUUGCAAAUAUACUUGGAUAAAAUAUUAUUACGGGGAAUUUUACUUCCUUUACCAUUACAUUAAUUGACAAAACAUAACAUCGUUACAAUAAGUGAAUUAAAUAGUAAUAUAAUAUAUAUUAUACUAAUAAAGAAGUAUUGCGUUUUUUAAAUAAUCUUAUAAAAGGUCACAAAGUUUUGUGGAGCCCUAAUUAAUGAGUAAAUGUAUGGCUUGUGGCUCCAUCCUUAGAAUAAAUGUAUAUUUUAUGGUGGUAUUCGCGAAAAGACUACUAAAACUACAUAUAUAAUGUAUAUAUGAUAUGUUCUCGUAUUUUUUAUAUAUGCUAAUUAGGACCAAGUCUUACUUUUGAAUCAACAGACUUCCAGAUUUCUUACUUCCUCCAGAGUCCAUGGCCAAAAGGCGUCACCAAUAAUUUACUCAUCCCACAUACCCCAUAGGUCGCAAUGUCGACACGUCCUCAGGGUUCUUCUCAAGCCCUUGUCCGAAUCUUAACCCUUUUACAGCUUUUAACCCGUCCCUUGACAUUUGACCUUUUUAGUCUGUGCAAUAUGCUUCCUUAGGCGGGCUAGUGUAAUACUAUAGACCAUUUAUUGGCGACCAGCCCGUAGUUCCGAGGCAUUUUCUAGACAUCAAUUUUAGCUUUAGCAAUUCGGGCAGUCUGGAUUAAUAAAUAUUAUACCCUUCGAAAAAGUUUCUUUUUACAUCUAUUCAUAAUUUCACAAUUCAAAGGAAAUCAACCGAAACUCGUCCUUUUCUUCAAAAAGGUGUCACAAAAGUGAAUGAAAACUCAAAAACAGCAAUUCUUUUCUAGAGUUCAGUAAAUUGGGUUACAGUAGUUUUGUAAAUAUAAUUUCAUAUAAUUUUCCUUUGUAUUUAUUUAUAUAAUUCUAAAGUGAGAAUAACAAUUUCAUGUGAUUAGUUUAGCGAUUUUUUUAUGUGCGUAAUAUGGUGUUACAGGUUACUGUAGUUCGCGCAACAUUAAUUAAUUUAAUAAGAUGUGAACGGUGUUACAAUUAAAAUGUGAUCUUUAUAUAUAUAAAAUUUAUAAUUAUUAUUAUUAUAUGAAUUUGCUUUUUGUUAUUUCUAAAAAUAUCAGAAAUCACAAAAAAUAAAUUGUCUGUGAUUACUUGAAAGUACGUUUUUUUAUAUGUAAGUAAAUUUCAACGAGUGAUUAUGUAGUGUGUGCCUGUAUCUAUAUAUGUUUUAUAAUACAUAUUAUUAUAAUAAUAUGGUUGUUCUGUGUUUGCGCUUUGUCAUCGAUUUUAAGUAAUAUAUUUAAUGCAAUAACUAGGUAUAUAGUAUAUAGCUUAUUCUUAAACAUCAACAUCGGUUAGUAUUAAAAUUUAUUAUAAUAUUACUUGAUGAUAUAUAAUAGUAACAAAAUUAAUUAAUAUUCUUUAAUGUUUAUAUAUAAUUUUUGAAAAUUAGUUUGUACAGACUGAAUUAGUCUUAUACUAGUAACAGACAGGCCAUAGAUAUAUUUCUAAAUUUGUGUUUCUUUACUCCUUAUCAUUUGAAAGUUAAAGCAUGUAUUAAUUUACAUCUUUCUGAAUUUUAGCUACAUUUUUAAUGGCAACUUUUUUUUUGAUUAAUUAAUAACUUAAACAAAACGUGUUGUGAUCCUUCGAUAUAUUUAUAAGUCGUAUAAUAGGACGUAGAUACAUAUGUAGGUUAUCUUAAGAAAUAAUAUUUCUACUAGUAUACCAUGUUUUGAAAAUGCUUUGAAUAUCAUUUUUAAUAUUAUAUCAACGCUAAAUGUUAACAGAAAAAUAAUUUGAGUUAUUAACUUAUAACAAAAGGUACAUUAUGUUAGACAUAACUCGAUCAUUUAACGAUUUUUUUUUAUUAAUCGAUCUACGAUUAUAACAGCGUGAUUUCACAUGCUCACUAUUUUAGUAAACAUAUCAAUAAAUAUCAAUAAAAUUGAAGUGUCUAUAAUUUAAUAAUGUUUUUAUUUUGCAUGUAGUCAUUUACAUGAUACUAAAAAACACUUGAGUUUUUUUUAAACUUUUGUCUGACUACCAGUUUGCCCGUGCUAAUGUCUGAAACGACUGAACUGAUUUUAAUGGGACUUUCAGUGAUAGAUAGAGGGGGUUAUUGUUCGCAUACAGGCCACUUUUUAUCCUGAAAAUAAGUAUGAUUCAGGAUAAGUGAAAAACUAGAUUUGACGUUGGCGAAGUCGCGGGCAUCUGCUAGUUUUGUAUAAAAUUCAAAAACAUAAAAACAUUUUAAAUGCGACAGAAAUUUUACACUCUAAACUGAACCGGUCGUUUAGAAUAUUUGCUAACAGAGGGGAUAGAAAAGGGUUGCAUGGUACAGAAAAAACCUUUCAGUACAGUCUCCCAGAAGAUUUAAAAAAAACUUAUAUUUUCGCGCAAAACCGCAAGGAAUGUAAUAGUUUUUCGUAUUGCACAAGAAAAAAAAUACGAGUGAAAUGUGAAAUCGCUGAAAUGAUCGAGUUUCUUCGAAGUACUUUACUGCGUAUAUAUCUAAUUAUUUUGUUUAGUCUUAUACUGUGUAGGUUAUCGCUGGGUUAUAAAUACAAAAAAAAAAACAAAAUAAGUUUACCUCUUCAAAUAGGGAUCAAUAAAUCAAAAUCUAUUUUUCAUAAAUUUUAAGUGCGUAUAGAAGUAAAUUAAGAUUGUGUUUGUUCGGUAAAUAAUGAAUACAAUAAUAAAUGAUAAGACAUAUUUUGUAUUGGUAUAGUACAUUAGUUUUUAAUAUUUUUGCUCUCGGCACGUCAGUCACUUAGUGUAGUUACGUAUCUCCCAGCAAUUUAAAUUACUGUUAGAUUUAAUUGGUUAGAUUAUAAUCUUGUAUACUAAGUGUCCUUGACUAUUCAAUCAGUAGUUUUAUAAGACAUAGCUCUGAAAAUAUAUGACGCACUUAUAGAAUAAGAAACGCUGUUUUAUACGCUAUUGAUGAUAUCCCAUUAAGUCGCCUACCAUGGUUAUAUUAACAUGGUCGUAAGUAAUUUCUCGGCGCACAUUGUCUUUUUAAUAAUAAACCAUUGUAAUCAAUACAUGUAAAUAAAAUUGAAGUGUCGUGUCUACGAUUUCAAAAUGUGUUAUAUCAAUUGCUUAUAGCUAUUUACACGACACCAAAACAAAAUCAAACUUUAAAAAAAAUAUCUGUCUGUCUUUAUCUGUUCAUAUCUUUGAAACGGCUGAAUAAUAAUAAAAGAUAGAGUAAGUUAUUAAGCAACAUAUAGGCUUCUUUUUAUCCGGAAAAAUCCAUAGUUCUCGCCGGAUUCAUGAAAAACUGAGUUUCACGCGUAAGAAGUCGCGGGCGUCCGCUAGUAGUAAAUAUAAAUUGAUACUAAUUUCGAGCGUUUUGAUCCAGCGACUUAAUGGGGGUCAAGGCUUCCCAAUAAUGAGAUAGCGAUAAACUGCUUAUAAUUAUUAAACGUCUGUCUUAUUCGUAAUGCUGCGUAGAUGUAUGCGUAUAAUUACUUAUAUCAUGUAUUCGUAUAGCAAUAUAAUAUGUUCUUCCUUUAAGGUCUAUCCAUUCCUGUAAAUGAUUUGUCACGUAAUCACGCUUGUAUCGGAAAAAAUAAAAAUUGAGGAACAAGUUCUCCUGUGAUACCACAUACGAUAUCAUCAUUAACAACCCACAUUCGGCUCACUGUUGAGCACGAGUCUCCUCUCAGAUUUUUUAAAUUUUUUAAAAAGAAUAUUUGCCAUCUUUUUUAAAUAUGACCAAUAUUCCCAUUCCCCUCCAACUAGUCGGGAAAGACUGUGCUAGGAGUGGGUACGACAAUAGACCAACGGGGCGGGGAUCGAACCACCACUCCUCGGUGAUGAGUCCGACCGCUCUUACCAUUGACCUAUUGAGGCUUUAAGAAUGAGAAGGGUGAAGAAUGAGAGAGGUUAAGCCUUAGUCCACCACGCUGGCCAAAUGUGGAUUGGCAGACUUCAUACACAUAGAGAAUUAAGAAAAUUCUCAGGUAUGCAAGUUUCCUCACGAUGUUUUCCUUGACCUGAUUUGAACCUACGCCCUCCGAAUCGAAGACGGGUCAUAUUCACUGGGCUAUCACGUUUCUCUACAUAUUUGGUCAUAUUCAUAUGUCUCACAGAUUUUUUUUAUUAAAAUUCCACACCAGUACCAAAACAAAAACUGUACGUGAACACAAAUCAUGUAACUACCUAUCUGGUUUUGAUAGACCUUACAUUUAAAGUUGUAAUUAUCUAAGAUAAACAAUAAUUUGAAUUAGAUACCCUAGGGUGAAAAUCAAGUUUUAUUAUUAUAAUUAUGUAAAACUUGCAAGUUUUAAAUAUCAUAAAUAAAUAUGAUUGACUUAGUUAAACUAUCUAUUUUUUUAUCGAGGUUGUAUUAUAUAUUUUAUACAAGUAAAUUUUCAUGUCACUAGCCUGUGUAAAAUUUUCUUUUAGAAAUAUCUUUUUAUUUUCAACUACUACCAGACAAUUUAAUUAUUUAAAUAUUUUGUCGCAGUUUAUGUGCCUACUGUCUCUGUAGCGUGACCGAUAAAUAUUUGACUAUUGUAUUUUAAUAAUAAUUAGAUAAUAUACUUUGAUCACGAUGCCUGUAUCUGCAAUAAAUAAUCUAUGUAUUAGGAUAUCCAUAAGAACUGUAUCUGAAAUAUUUUGAUAGUUCUUUUGAGGUUCACGAGCAUUGAAAUAUGCUCGCUGCACCCCCAUUAACCAAAUUUGUAAAUAUUUAGUUAAUUUUUUUUUUAAUUUUUAGUAAUAGAAUGUAUAAGUGUAUUGUGAUAUCAUAGUAAUUUUAAUACUUUUGUCUUGUCAUUAUCACUAUAACCAAUGAACGCCACUUUUGUACAUAGGGUUUUCGAUAAGGACUUCCAAAUGUCAAGGCUCUGGGUCGCCUGUAACUAAUGCUUUCGACCAACUUGACUACUUCUUAAAUGAAUGAUUUUGAGACAAUUGGAAGUUAAUUUCGCUGUAUUUUAAAUUGGAAUGACAUUUUGUAAACUCGUUAUUCGCUAAUAUUAUAUUAUGUAAUAAAACGUGUAAACUA